Molecule: messenger RNA, 3699 nt
Organism: Stylophora pistillata
Lineage: Eukaryota; Metazoa; Cnidaria; Anthozoa; Scleractinia; Pocilloporidae
Product: gamma-aminobutyric acid type B receptor subunit 2
Biological process (GO): gamma-aminobutyric acid signaling pathway; G protein-coupled receptor signaling pathway
Cellular component (GO): G protein-coupled receptor heterodimeric complex; membrane
Molecular function (GO): G protein-coupled GABA receptor activity
Source: RefSeq, a predicted model, not a curated record
ACUAAUUACUGUAAACAGUUGAAACGAAACAAAGUUGAUUUCAACAGUACGGGCUUCCAUACCUAAACAAGCACAAAUCGACAUUUUGAGACCGAGAACAUUUGAUUUCACCACUCGAGUCACUAUUCAACUUCGUCUCAUGAGAUUUUUUAACAGAGCGAUGAUUUCUACCAGAAUCCUCGUGACAUUCCUAUAUCUCGUCGUAACAAACAUCUUUAGAGUGCAAGAAACAUUUGCUCUUCGAACUCUACAUAUUGGGGGAUUUUUUCCAUUCAGUGGAGUGUCUAAUGGAAGUGAAACCUCAACGAAAGGCGAGUUUAUUCAAGAGGCCGUUUCCAUGGCUAUAGAAGACGUUGACAAGCAAAAGGUCUUACCAACUGGCUAUAGUUUACAACUUCACGCAAAUGAUACAAAGUGCAGAAUGGGCUAUGCCUCGCGGGCUUUUUUUGAAAUGAUCAACAAAGAAUCAACGAUGAUAGCUUUACUCGGAGCGGGAUGUUCUGUGGUGUCAGAGAGAAUUGCGGAGGACUCCAAGACCUGGAAUCUUCUUAUGGUAUCCUACGGAUCAACGUCUCCGACCUUAUCAAAGAAAGAGAAAUAUCCCAUGUUCUUUAGAACAAUACCAUCCGACGCUGCGUGCAAUAAGGCUCGAGUGGCCCUUCUGAGAAAAUUCAACUGGUUAAAAGUUGGAUUGAUAGCGCAGAAUGAUAUUAUCAACUCUGAGACUACUACUGACUUACAAGAAGAAUUGGCAAACGCGAAUAUUCAAAUCCUUACCUCAGAGACCUUUGUGGAUGAUCCCGCAGCCCAAGUGAAGAGCUUAUUGGAGAAAGAAGUCAGGAUAAUUCUUGGAAAUUUUGAUGAGAAAAGCGCAAGAAAGGUCUUUUGCCUGGCGUUUCAAAACAAGAUGUAUGGUGCCCGCUAUGCUUGGCUUAUACCAGGCUGGUUUAGUGCGAACUGGUGGGAGAAACAUUUAGAUGAAGAGUCUAUAGGAUGCACCGUAGAGCAGAUGAAUAAAGCUGUAAAUAGAUACAUCUCCUGCGACAACCUAAAGAUUAAUCCAGACAAAACGACUAUAACAGAAUCUGGACAGUCUCCUAGGCAGCUAAGUUCUCGAUACCAAAACACCACUGGUAAGGUCUUAUGGGAGACUGAUGGUGGGUUUGCAUACGACGCGGUCUGGGCGAUCGCACUGGCACUGAAAAGGACAGAGGAACACCUCAGAAGAUUAAAACCCUCCCUUUCCAUAGCUAACUUCACUUAUGUUAAUAAAGAUAUCAUGGAGCAGUUCAAGGGUUAUUUGAAUAAAACCAAGUUCCAAGGCGUCACAGGACCAGUACAAUUUACAUCCAAAGGUGAUCGGAUGGGUUACAUGAAGAUUCAACAACUGCAAGAUUGGAAGGAAAGUACUGUCUCUUUAUAUCUGCAACAAAAUGAUAGUAUUCUUGACGUCCCUGCAUCUAGAUUUAUCUGGCAAGGCGCUGGUCCACCGUCUGAUAGUGCCAAGCUAAAAUCAAAGCCAAUGACCAUAUCUCCAGUACUGUAUGGAGUUGUGUGUGCAAUCACUGUUCUCUGUAUUAUCUUGGCAGUUUGCUUCUUGGUUUUUAACAUCAAACUUCGGAAUUACAGAUACAUUCAGAUGUCAAGCCCUCGUCUUAAUGACACCAUUGUUAUAGGAUGUAUCACCAUGUAUAUAUCCGUAUUUAUGUUUGGAUUGGAUGGUAACCUGAUAUCAGCCGAUCAAUAUUCCACCAACUGUCAGGCAAGAAUAUGGCUGACUUCGCUUGGCUUCACCACCGCAUUUGGCGCAAUGUUUGCCAAAUUAUGGAGGGUUUACGUCAUAUUCACCAACCGUAAAUUACGGAAAAAGGUUAUUAAAGAUGGAAAACUUUUCAUGUUUGUUGGCGCUCUGCUGUUGGUCGAUGUUUUAACCCUAAGUGUUUGGAGUGGAGUCGACCAUCUGACAAGAAAGCUACAAAACGGCACCAUUGAGCAUGGAAUGGAGUAUGACACAUUGCCUUAUUGGGAAUAUUGUGACUGCCAGCACAAGGCGAUAUGGUUUGGCGUUUUAUUUGCCACUAAGGGUCUGCUUCUUUUGUUUGGAGUGUUCCUCGCGUGGGAGACUCGGCACGUGAAAAUUCCCGCCCUAAACGACUCACGCUAUGUUGGAAUGUCUGUGUACAAUGUUGUCAUCUUGAGUGUGGUUGGUGUCCCUGCUGCACUGAUGAUUGAACAAGCGCAAGACAUUUCCUUUGCUCUUACAGCUUUCUUCGUUAUCUUCACAACCACAGUGACACUGUGUUUGGUAUUUGUUCCAAAGAAAGAAGAGGAGAUAUCUCAACUGGAGAUUCGUUUGAGGAGACGAGGCGUAACGAUUACAGAGCUACGGAGAAUAUCAAUGGCUGCUCGACGUUCGGAUACUAUACCAGAGUCGACUCCCACUUUGCUUGUCAGAGGUGAUAGGGACGACGGUGGAAGUUUUCACAUUGAAAAGGCGCCUAGCACAGAUAAUUUACCCGACUCUAAAUCUGCAGGUAAAACUGACCUGGAACCAUCUACCCCGAAACAGCGAUACUCCCCAUCGUCUUCCUUAGUUGACCACCACGGUGUUAUUCUAGGUAACGAUGUGACGAAGCCAAACACCGCCAUAGCAAAGAAGUACUCCUUGCCCCCAAGGGCAAGAAAAGAUGUUUCUCAAUUCGAGACUAGAACCAGGACCCGUUCAGCUGACAACGAAGUUCAUGAAGCUUACGAGAACCCGGUGAUCUUCACUGAAACAAACGACGAAUCGAAGAGCGUUCCUCGGAAGAAACUAUCAAUGAAUAACCGAAUAGAGAGUCUUUUUUACACAGAACCCACGACAACGGCUUCCUCUCCACCCCUCCCCUCUGUUAAAUCACGAAACACUAAGCCUAAGAAAGGAGAUGCCCCGGAUUUGAAUGCCAAUGCAUUGCCAACUGUUAAGGGAGAUUUGCAACGAAAAGGAAGUGUUGUUCUUGUGUCCAAGUCGCAAACCGGUGAAACCUGUUUCCAGGUCAAAACUCAGGCAGAGUUUAAGCCGAAGACAGAGAAAGAUAAAAUAAGGAAAUCCAUAGAAUAUACCGUUUAAUUUGUAUCAUUGAACCGUUCUAGCGUACAUUUCUGAUGUUUGUGUAGAGAUAUGCACCAUGGUUUCGUUUUUUGAAUUGGUGUUUGAGUGUUCAGGACAAUUAUUCAACCAAAGGUUUUCAUUUCCUUUCUUUCAGUUUUUGUAAUCUAUGAUAGGUUUGAAAUCUUGGAGACAUUCAAAAUCGUGGAAUUCAGCCGUGUUAUUCAGUCGCUUAGGUUUUAAGUCUUCUUCUCUCUAAAAGCUUAAAAUAUUACUUUUGUUUUCUUUUAUUAUGGAGUCACAGUAGGCUCAACCUACAGCCUGUGUAGAAUAUUUCCAAAGCACUUUUCUGGACAAGGGCAUUUUUUUUAUGUCAUUCUAAAUGGAAAGUGUGAAUUGCCAACUGAAAGGCUAUGGUAAUUGGCAAAAACCAUUUACUUUUUGUUAUAGAGAUGUCUGGCUAACAACCUUAAGUUAGAUCAUUUCCAUUUAUUUCCCAUUCACUGAAAUUCUUUAUCUACAAUAUAUAUAGUACUAACUAAAAUAAAAUAAAAUAAAUCACGGCUCUUAUUUCACAUAUUUCAUUCUAUUGAUUACAUUCUAUUAUUUUC